AUGGGAGAAUCUCCGUCAUUUGAAGAGGAUUUAACUGAAUCGGAUGGGAAUGAUCCACAACAGCAGCAACACCUCACCAAACUUGUUAAAGACCUUCGAGAGCGGAAAGUGGAAGGGCUGGACGGCAUCAAAACGUAUCGGUUGCUUCACCAGUGCAUCUCCCAAAGAGACCCUUCUCGUCUACUCCCAAACAAUGGUAGUGGUAUGAGCGCCGGGUCUGUCAGAUAUGUCAUCCACCACUUGACUGCAGGGAACGACGCCCCAGACUACAAGCACCAAGAACGCUUCCUGAAAUGGAUAACUCAGAUAUGCAUCACGAUCUGGGUGUAUGGAUGUGAAAGGGCAGACUGGCAGGAAUUGAGACGCAGUGCCAGCGACUCUAUAUUGAGUGACGAUUUUACGCCAUCUGCGAAUGAGGCGUCGUACCUUGCCAUCAUCGCGUUUGUCCUCGGUGGGGAUUUUGACCAGAAGCUCGCGGAAUAUGUGGAUGCUGUGGUAUGGAAUUCGAAAGUCGAAUACGCUUGCGAAGUAGAACCAUUGCGAAAUACCAUCAGCCGCGAGCGACAAGAUUUGGUCGAGUUUAUGCGCCUGAGUUUCUCGGGUGUUAUGCAGAAGUUAGCGUACUGCGGCGACAAACGACUCUUGUCUCUGGGCCAGAAGCUUCAUACCCGUUUGAGUAAGUUGGGACUGGAUCUAACGAGACCUUUCGCCGGCACUCAGGACUUCAACCGUGCUCAAUACCCGGCAGCCCUUGAAUCCAUGUUCCUAGAGGCACUGAGAGCAGAACAAGAAGCCUUGGGAUUUAGGCACAAUGCUAGGGCCGGGGAUGGUGCCAAUUCGCAGCACUGGAAACCUGUGCCGAGGAGGUUCGGCAGUGGCGAAGCACUCGUGGCCGAUUUUGCAGACCUUUUCAGAAGGAGUAGACGAGAGUCUGCUCAGACACAACUAGAGAAUAUCCUCAGGGAUGCAAUGAGCGAGAUAGCAGAGCGGAGGAGGAGAAUUGUUGAUGCUGUCAAAAAGCUGACAGAGACGCGAAGCGGAAGAGACACAGGAAACGCCAUGCAGGAGACAGAAUCCCUGGCUGAAGAAGGGCCUGCCUACCAUGGAAUGAAUGGAACAGCAGAGAUAUGA
Messenger RNA from Fonsecaea multimorphosa CBS 102226, 1131 nucleotides. RefSeq lists its product as uncharacterized. The coding region runs from base 1 to 1131 and encodes 376 amino acids. The record is from RefSeq and is a predicted model, not a curated record. NCBI's taxonomy places the organism in Eukaryota, Fungi, Ascomycota, Eurotiomycetes, Chaetothyriales, Herpotrichiellaceae. The transcript is spliced from 2 exons.